GAGGCGCUGCCCGACCUCGCCCCCAACCAGUACGGCUCGCACGUGCUGGAGGCCGUCCUGGCCAGCUGGGCAGAGCGUCAGGCGGCCUCGCCUGAAGCCGCCGCCCAGCUGGCCCCGCCGCUGGUCGCCGUCUGUGGGGCACUGCGGGAGCGGGCCCUGCUGCCCCUGCUGGUGUCCGACGCGUGCGCCUCGCACGCCAUCCGGCUGCUGCUCCUGGCCCUGGGCGGGUACGCCGCAGAGAUGCAGGGGAAGGGCCGCGCGAGCGUGCGGGCGGGCAUCCUGCCCGAGCGAAAGUUCGACGUCCCCGCGGAGGUGGCCGAGUGCCGCCGCGGCCUCGCCGCCGCCGUGGUCGAGAUGCUGCGGCAGGACGGCGGCCUGGCCCUCAGCGCGCGCGCCAGCCCGGUGGUGCAGCUGCUGCUGCGGAUCCUCCGCGACCGCGGCGAGCGCGCCCUGGUGGCCGAGCUCGCGGCCGUCGUCGUCGGCGCCCCCGCUGGCUCCACGAAGCUGUCGACCGAGAGGUGCGACGUGCUCCUGCACUCGGCCCCGGGGUCCCGCGUUCUCGAGGCGGUGCUCGAGGCCGGCCCGCCCGAGCUGGCGUCCGCGCUGUUCUCUGGGUAUUUCCGCCCGCGCCUCGGCGCGCUCGCGCGCGGGGAGCCCGAGUAUGGGCUGCCCGUGGCCCAGCGGGUGGCGGACAGCCUGCGCGAGGAGCCGCAGCUGAGGCUGGCGCUGCAGGAGGUGGACUUCGUGGCCUGCCUCGGCGCCGAGUCCUCCGCGGCGCAGCACGUGCUCGUGGCCAGGCUGCUGGAGGCCUGCCUGCGGCUGCGUGCGUGCCUCAAAGAGGCCGCCGCGGCGGUGUUCCGGGCCUACGGCCUGCAGUCCUCCACCGAGUUCCACCGGGCGUGGCCCACGCUGCUCGCGCUGGAGCGCACGGACUCCGCCCCGGCGCUGCUCCUGGCGCCCAAAAAACAAGCCGCCGCCGAAGGCCCCUCCCUGGCCGAGCGCGAGGCCUUGGAGGGCGGCGGUUCCGUGGCCACGGCCAAGCUCAGGACGAGGAGCUGCGCGGGGUCCCAGAUCCUCGCCGCCCUGCUCCGAUUCCCCGCCGAGACGGUGAGGCCCCUCAACGAAGGGCUGCACAAGCUGCUGGAGCACCGGCAGGUGCUGGCGGCGAUGGCUCGGGAGGCCAGAACAGCCCGCGUGCUGGAGGCGGCUCUGACGACCACUUCCGCGCUGGCGCCGAAGCCACGCCUCCGGCUCGUGAAAGCCUUCAAGGGUCUGCUGGGGACGCUCGGGCCGCAUCCGGUGGGCGGGUGGGUGUGUGCGUCUGCGUGGCGGGCCAGCUUCGGCGACGAGCCGCUCCGGAAGGCCUUCGCGGAGGAGCUGCUGACCGUGGAAGACGCCCUGCGCCGAGACAACUUCGCCGUGUGGAAGGUGUGCGGGCUGCACCAGGUGAAGGCGCACCGCGAGGUGUGGGAGAAGGGCCAGAAGAAGGCCGGCAAGGCGAAGCGCUUCUUCGACGAGAUCCUGGCGGGCGCCGACCCCGAGGCGGCCAAGGCCGCCUCCGCAGCCAAGGCCGCCGCGGCUGCCGAGCGGGCCGCCCAGCAGGAGGCGGCGGCGGCGCUGGCGGACCCGACGGUCCAGAGGCUCCUCCCGGUCGCCACUGUGGUGGAGGGCGCGGGCGCCGGGCCGCCGCGCACCGGCGAGGACCCCGAGGGCGACCUGGGCGAGCCGGAUGCCGACCUCGACGGCUGCUUCUCGGGCGCCGCGCGCUCGAAGAAGAGGCGCCGCGCCGCGCCGCCGCAGGAGCCAGCCCGCGCGGCUGCGGCGCCGCGCCGGGAGGAGGCGGCAGACCCAUCGCUGGGCGAGGCCCUGAGGCUCAUCGCGGCCGGGAGCAGCAAGCGCGGGAAGAGGAGGAAGAAGGCGUCUGCGAAGGCGUCGGCGUGAGGCGCGCGCCGGCUUCAGGCGCAGCCCGCACGGCGCGCGCCGUCCGCCGCCGUCCGCGGCAGCGCCGCGCGGCCUCGGCUCUCCGCCCUGCUCGCGCGGCCCCUGCCGGAGCCUGCCUCCCGAGGCCGUGUGCCUUUGUCGCCUUGCUGCCCUCCUCCUCCUCCUCCUCCUCCUCCUCCUCC
Molecule: messenger RNA, 2123 nt
Organism: Prorocentrum cordatum
Lineage: Eukaryota; Dinophyceae; Prorocentrales; Prorocentraceae
Source: the annotation of a GenBank genome assembly